Messenger RNA from Necator americanus (New World hookworm), 3537 nucleotides. RefSeq lists its product as uncharacterized. The transcript has 29 exons. NCBI's taxonomy places the organism in Eukaryota, Metazoa, Nematoda, Chromadorea, Rhabditida, Ancylostomatidae. Gene Ontology annotation, biological process: regulation of Rho protein signal transduction. The record is from RefSeq and is a predicted model, not a curated record. Gene Ontology annotation, molecular function: guanyl-nucleotide exchange factor activity. The coding region runs from base 1 to 3537 and encodes 1178 amino acids.
AUGAAGCGAAGCGCUUCGUUGGAGAGUGUUAUGUCAUUGCGAAGUCCACCACCGUUGCCACUUGCACCACCACCAUCACUUCCCAGGCGGAAAUCGAACAGACGCCACUCCCACGAAGCAACCGCGUCAACUAGCCGAGGUUUCUCACUCUCUCCUCUGAGUAUCCUCAGUCCUUCAUCUGUUAUAGCAUACGAUUUCUCGUUUCUGGAGGAAAGUCCUGGCAUUCAGCUGGUACAUCCGCUGUCCGACGAGCACUUCCAGGGAACCAUUCUGUCAACGGAAUGCUUACCGUCUCCGAAUAGACGUCUACGAAAUAUGUCAGAAUCAUUGGUAACUAGCAAUGUCACUGAUCCGGUCCACGAUGUUCACAUUCCCACUUUUUCGUCAAUACAAUCGCUGAACACAGUGAGCGAUGAAGUUGAUGGCAACCACUCAUUCGACUCUUUCGACCCAAUAACCAACGAGGAUCGAACAGCAGUCACUCACGGUUCCGAUCCUAUGAUUGCUUCUCUUGGUCGGAGAAUGUACUCUUUAGGCAAGUUUGUUGACGACAUGAAAUCCAUAACAAUGGAACAACGCUCAUUUUCAGCCGAAGAUACAUCUUGCGACAAAGAAAACCAAUUUAAAUGCACUUCCGUCGAAAGUAAUGCAAUCCGAAAGGAUCUUACCAAUAAAAGCUUUGCGGAGGGUAGCGAUGAUGUUGAGUUUACAAUCCACAGUACGUCUAGUGAUGCAAAUAGUUGUGAGGACACGGACUUGACUGAACGAACGCUCAUAUCUGAGAAUCCGCGAGAUGAAGAAAUCCGUCAGUUUGAAGAAGGUGAAUACGCUUUGACGGACGAUGUGGAAUUGCCGCGUGCUUCUGAACUAGCUGUGACAUUUGCUGACGAUGAAAAUAGUGCGUCACCCACUCGUCUCCUCGACGAUUCAAUGAUUCCUCUUGUUGGAACACCUCAUACAAUGACAUAUCUUCCUAUGGAAGACGUGUUUACAUUCGUAGAAAGGCGCACGAAUCAAGAACUGCCAGCCAUCACUGAAGAGAACGAGGAACAAACAUUGCGUCGGUACCGAGGCCAAGGUUCGUCUGUUGAGGGGCGAUCUCGAAACGGGUCAUCAGAUGCCCCACAGGAGCCGGAAGAACUAGCUCCAGGGCUGAGUUCAGAAAUGGAAUAUGAUGCGAUAGCGGAGCUCGAUUAUUCUUGCAGUGCUGCCCCAGUUCAUAGGCGUGCGGUCAGCGACAAUAUGGGGACUCACGGUAGUCGGAAGUCCGAGUUGAGACGUACCCAGGAGAUGGAAGAGAUCGACCGGGCUGGUGUGUAUGAAGAUAUUACAAUGCGGUCGUCGAGGUCCAUUGGGAGAGCAAGUUCCGUUGUGUCUAAUAGAUGCCAAAGCCAAGUCUUUUUACCAGAAAUUGGCCUAAGCGAUACAGCAAGUUCUGCUCCUGCGCUGGAUAGAAAUUUGAGCAGUUCGGAUCCUUCGAUCAAUGAAGAGACUCCCUCAAAAACACGCGAAUGCCCACCUCCUGUCGUCCUCACCCGCAAAGCGUCAUCGAUACAAAGCGACUGGAAAAAACAACUUUCUGUCGGUUCUUUGACACAACCUACUCCAGUUCAAUUACGCAAGGAGCCGGUUGGCAGGGAGAGUCGGCCGCAAUCAAUGACUCGGAAUGAAAAUGAUGACGUUUCUUCGCCGUCUCCUCCAUCAAGUGCCGCAUCGUUUUCGCGUGGCGUGAAUUUCAUGCGUCGCAGUUGGCGACGACUUGCGGGCGAUUUACGACGCGAUUCGGUAGAAGUGCCGAUUUUCCGUUCGUUGGAUGAUACAGUAACUGCUUGCAACGACUCACAUGCGAUGUCGUCGGCGGAAUGUGCAUGUGUGUCGUCUGAUGCCGUUUCAAGCAAAUAUGUGCGACGAGUGGCGACGGUACCAAUACGUCCACGGAUGGCAAUGCACCUUACUAAAUCGAGAUCAGGGGACAGAAUCGAGAAGAAAAAGGCGAAAAGUGGAUCCGAUACAUUUUCUUUCGGUAGCCUUUUCGGGACCAACAAAGGUGCCAGGUCGAAGAAGAAAAUGGGUGUCGAUCGAAGUUUGGAAACGGUUAUUUCAAAUUUCCACUCCAAAGCCGGAGGAUCUGCUGUGUCUCUCCCAACUCGUCGUAUGGCUUCUUCCACCGACCUAUCACAAAUUCGCCUUCCCAUACCAGACUUCGAAGGACUACCCGAUCACUUAUCCAGUGCUCUCUCAACAUCCGGUGAUUUCAAUGAUAUUGAAUCGGUGAACUUCGAAUUAGCUGAGACAUCGAAAUAUAAUUUAAAUUCACCACUAUGGGCUCGGUUCGAUCUGUUUUCGAAGGAGGAAUAUACGUCAUGGCACGACAAGUAUCGGCACGACAAAAUGAGUUCGAAGUUGGUGAAGAAACAGGAUGCUAUCUACGAAUUGAUAUUGAUUGAGAAGGCUCACUGCGCGCACCUCGCGUUUCUGCAGCAGGGCUAUCGUAAUCGACUUCUCCAAGAAAACGUACUUCCCGAAGCAGAUAUUAAUCGACUUAUACCCGACGUUCUUGAUGCUCUUCUUGUCUUUCAUCUGCAUCUCCUUGAUAGACUUACAGCUCGACAACGAGAAUCUGAUGAAGUUGAGACGAUUUCUGACAUACUAGCUGAAGAGCUUUCCGAUGAAGGCAAGCACAUAAGUAUUGCCAUAAACGCAUACACAACUUUCGGUUCAGCUAAGGAGCGUUCAGAAAAGCUUUUCGAGUCGUUGAUGGCAAAAAAUGGACGCUUUGCAGACUUCAUCAGAUCAACGGCUUCGGAUCCGCUCUAUCGCCGCUUCGAAUUCAAAUCGACAAUGACUAGAGUUAUUAGUCGACCAGCCAAGUACGGUUUAUUAGUGGAAACGAUACUGAAGAACGAGGGAAACAAAUUCACUAAGGAGUGCGAGCUAACUCAAAAAGCAUUACUGGCAGCGAAACGUUUUGCAAUGAAAAUAGAUAACAAUCUACUUAUGGCGCAGAUGGCUCAACGUUGGGAUGACGUACGAUCGCAUUUUGAUCAUUCAAGUCACACCAACCUCUACCUUGUUGACAAGGAAAAGCCAUCAGGAGUAGUGCGCAUCACAUUCACUAUGGAAGAUCUCGAUAUGGACAUGAAACAUGUAGGAUCCGGCCAGCGGCGGUUGAUGUGUUUGGGAGAUGUCUGCAUGAAAAAUUCCAGCACCAAACUGGUUGAAAAAGUAUUCAUGGUGUUGUUUGAUGACAUUCUCGUUUGUUUACAACGCCGGAGCAACCAGAAGUACAUGUUCAUUCAACAGGAGCAGUCUGUAUUCCCAGUGAGUGGUCUUAUUUUGAGACCGGCUGAUCGCAGUGCUUCGGUGAUGAUCAUUUCGGGAGCAAUCACCAAACCUGCAUUGCUGGAAGUAGAGUUCAACUCGAAAACAGAUCGGACUAAAUGGAUAAAAACGCUUGAAACAGCAAUACAUAGUGCACCAGUGAAAGAGUAUAAAUACAAAACUAACCAAGAGACAUUUUUCACGGGACCUUUGUGA